GGGACCUCACAGCUGUGAAUCAGAUAAGGAUCAGAGAGAGGCCCUGAAGGGUGAGGAGACAUAAGUGCGUAGAUAUUAAACCCUGUAUAACUCUUAAAGAGGGGUAUUGAAUUUAUUUUCAGACUCUAUACUUCCUUUCUGAUUUCUUUUCAAUAUCUUUACAUGAUUUUCAGUUUUAAAAAAGCCUCCUGUUUCUCACUCUGGUGAAUUAAAAUAUCAUUAUUUCUGCCUCCUCCUAAACCACUUCGUUUCAGCUGCUGUCUCUUUAAGGCCUCCUCUCCAUGAGCUUACUUUUAUUUCUUAACACUCUCUUUCUGUUUGUGUCUCACCUGUUUGUCUACUUUGUCCUCAGGUUGUAUAACAUGGUUUCUUCAUCCGUAAGUUUUCACAACAUCAGAUGGAGAAGAUGAGUGAUUGUGUCGAGGAAGAGGAGGGCAGAGCAAAGUCUGUUAUGUCCGACUGUCUGUCUAUGAAGAGUGACCGGUCUAAAGGUAUUAUCAAGGACUUCAGUAAAGAACCAGGACCCUCAGAGGAGGGCAGAGCAAAGUCUGUUAUGUCCGACUGUCUGUCUAUGAAGAGUGACCGGUCUAAACAUCUUCCUAAAGACUUCAGUAAAGAACCAGGACCCUCAGAUGGACAGUAAGAGAAACACUUUUCAACCACCAAACUCAGACAACAGUAAUUGAUGUUUCAAACACAAAACUUUCAAUUCUGACCCUUCUGUUUUACACCAUGGUGAGAAAAAUGAUCUCCUCUGCUCUCAAAAUGGUGAUUUUCCUGUUUAACCUGCCAACCUGGAUAAAGGGCUGGUGAAGAAGAAGUCACUGAGCACAUAUUUACUUAUUAUUCAUAAUGUUUAUAAAAAGGAAGGUCAUAUAAAACAGCAUUCGAAAAGGAUUCUGACCUCUGUAUUUUCUGAUUUGGUUCAUGUGUUUGAGACGUUUUGCGCCUUUAAGUCUUUGGACUUUGGUGUAGAGACCCCAGAAAACAGUCUGUAGGUCACAAAAUACCAGAAUGACCGAUGAAGAAAUAAAUCCUGAUAAAUAAAAACAAAUUCAAAGUAUAUGUCUGUUAUCAGACGUUUUAUACCAUUUGGUCAAAAAGUAGUUUAAACUGGCAGAGAAAAUCUCUCUACCAUCAAAAAACAACAAAAAUCACUGCUUAGCUUUUCUCCUGUUACGACACUUUCAGGCAGCAGCAGCUGAAUAUUUUACAGGAGAUUGUUUUAUGGUUGAGAAAAGAGUGAUGUCAGAAGUGAUGUCUGGUUUAAUAGAUGCUUCUUAUUCUGUAUCUUUCAAUCAUUAAAUUCUAAUAAUAAAGAAAAUAAAUGUCUUUUAUUUCCUCAGAGAGACAGAGAGACUUGACUCUGUGAAGGAGCAGCUGUCCAGCUGUUCUUUAUGUCAGGACGUCCUGAAGGAUCCAGUUUCUACCCGCUGUGGGCACUGGUUCUGCAGACAGUGCCUUGCCUCAUGCAGAGACCAAUCUACUUCAUUAGGAUACACCUCCUGUCCCCAGUGUGGAAAAAGAACCAGAACAGGACUUGUCCUUCAGACAGACAGCCAGUCCAGCUCAGAUAGAAGUAAGUCUGAAGAUCUGUCCUUUAAAGUCUCUGUGGAUGAAAACACAAUUGACUGAUUUAUCACAGACGUUUUUGUGUUGAGCAGUUUGGUUCAUUUUAUUUUUCUUCUCUUUCAGCAGAUCACGGUCUUCAGGAGGUUUUAGAUGAACAUAAGAUCAGUCUGAAGAGGAGAUUUGAACGUGUGAAUGAAGGAAGUGAUGAAGCAGGAAGUAGUCAAACCCUCCUUAACAUGAUCUACACUGAUCUCUACAUCACACAGGGACGGAGUGAGGAGGUGAACACCCAACAUGAGGUGAGACAGCUGGAGACAGCUUCAAAGACCCUCCAUGACACACCCAUCAAGUGGCAUGAAAUCUUUGGAGUCUUACCAGGUCAACAGGAAGUCGUCAGAGUGGUUCUGACCAACGGCGUGGCUGGUGUUGGAAAAACCUUCUCAGUGCAGAAGUUCACUCUGGACUGGGCAGAGGGUUUGGAAAACCAAGACCUCAAACUGGUGAUCCUGCUUUCAUUCAGGGAGCUUAACCUGAUCAGAGGUGAGUCCUACAGUCUUCUGAAUCUGCUCCAUGUUUUCCAUCCAACACUACAGAAGGUCACAGCAGAGACGCUGGCUCUCUGUAAACUUCUGUUCAUCUUUGAUGGUCUGGAUGAAAGCAGACUGUCUCUGGAUUUCACAGACUCUGAGGUCGUGUCCGACGUCACACAGAAGUCUUCACUCAACGUUCUGUUAACAAACCUCAUCAAGGGGAACCUGCUCCCCUCAGCUCUCAUCUGGAUAACUUCUCGACCUGCAGCAGCCAAUCAGAUCCCUCCUUCAUGUGUGGACAGGGUAACAGAAGUACAAGGCUUCACUGAUGCCCAGAAGGAGGAGUACUUCAGGAAGAGGUUCAGGGGUAAAAAUCUGUCCAGAAGAAUCAUCUCACACAUCAAGUCCUCCAGGAGCCUCCACAUCAUGUGUCAGAUCCCGGUCUUCUGCUGGAUCACUGCUACAGUUCUGGAGGACAUGAUGAGCAGAAAGCAGAAAGAAGAGCUGCCCAAGACCCUGACUGACAUGUACUCACACUUCCUGCUGGUCCAGACUAAGAGGAAGAAGCAGAAGUAUAAUAGAGGACAUGAGACAAGUCCUCAGGAGCUGACUGAGACUGACAGUGAAGUUCUCCUGAAGCUGGGGAGGCUGGCAUUUGAACAUCUGGAGAAAGGAGACAUCAUGUUCUACCAAGAAGACCUGGAGCGGUGUGGUCUGGAUGUCUCAGAGGCCUCAGUGUACUCAGGAGUUUGUACAGUGAUCUUCAAAAGAGAGAGUGUGAUCUUCCAGAAAACAGUUUACUGUUUCGUUCAUCUGAGCGUUCAGGAGUUUCUGGCUGCAGUCUACAUGAUCCACAGUUUCACAAACAGGAACACAGAAGUUCUGAGGCCUUUCCUAAGAGACAACGAACAAGAAGACAAGGUGGUUUCCAAUUCUUGUCUUAAAUUGGGUCAUCGUUUCCGAUCUCUGAGUGUCUUCCUAAAGAGAGUCAUGGAGAAAUCCCUUGUCAGUAAAAAUGGCCACCUGGACCUGUUUGUUCGCUUCCUUCAUGGACUUUCUCUGGAGUCAAACCAGAGACUCUUUGGAGGUCUGCUGGGUCACACAGACUACAGUCCAGAAAUGAUCCAAAGAGUUAUCAACAACCUGAAGAGGAUGAACAGUGAUGAUAUCUCUCCCGACAGAAGCAUCAACAUCUUCCACUGUCUGAUGGAGAUGAAUGAUCUGUCAGUUCAUCAGGAGAUUCAAGAGUUCCUGAAGUCAAAGAGAAAACUCUCAAUGAUCCACUGCUCUGGUCUGGCCUACAUGCUGCAGAUGUCAGAGGAGGUUUUGGAUGAGUUGGACUUAGAUAAGUAUAACGCAUCAAACCAGGGACGACUGAGACUGAUCCCAGCUGUGAGGAACUGCAGAAAGGCUCGGUAAGUCCAGGUUUUAUUCUCAGAAUUGUGUAAAUGAACCCUGUAGUUCUUCCAAUGUCCACGUUACUGAUGAUGUUCUUCUUCAAAUAGAAAUCUACUGAAAUAUCAGGGGUUUCUUCAGGUUUGGCAAAAACGCAAUCUUGGGGCUCUAUUUUCGUGCCUCGCCGGCGACGCGGUGCAUGCGCGGCGUAAGUGAGGUCCGCCGCGCCGACAAGGCGUUCCCAAGCACAUUUUGGUAUUUUGGUGAGCGGUGCAGCCCGGCGUAAGUAUCCCCCCUCCCUAACUUAGCUCCUCCCAACGGCGUAAGUCGUAGCGAGGGAGGAGAGAGGGCGUGGAGUGGGUUUAACACAGCCGAAACCUGUUUUCACCAAUCACAUAAGCUCCUCUCCUUGCCUUUAAAUCCGCCACCGGCGAGGCGUAUUACUAUUUUCAUGAAGUAGUCAAAGAGAUCAAGAGGUUUCUGAAGACAGUUAUGCCACACGAUGGCGACAAAGGGUUGCCCCUCAACAAGUGUCACUGUAAGCGCUGCAUUGGGCGUCCUCCACACUCUCUCAUAUGAGCAAAGAUGGAUUUGGUGUGUGUAAUGUUGGACCCACUGGUAAGACAAACACCCUUUUCCACAAAUAAAGACACUCACAUAAAGUUGCACAUAUUCAAACCUCACGUGACAAAGGUGGGUUGAGUGCACAGAUCACAACAUAAACUCCAAUAAUGGCAUUAAAAUCGGAACCAUCUGUGCGUAAAUGACGCAUCGCGCUCCGUGGCCUGGCUCUUUCUUUCAUAGAUGUUGGCGUAUAAAAUAAAUUUGGCUCACAAAACUGAAUAUUAUAAUAUCUGUAUGUCGGCUUAAAGUAAAUAACUCAUCUGAACACUGAAACAAAUCAUCUGUUCAGCCGCUGCUGGAGCAGGACAGAGAGAGGACACGGAGACGUGUCCAGGUCGAGCUGUGCGAGAAAUAAUAAUGAUACAGCUGCACUAACAUGACGACAACACGGUUAAAUAACAGAAUGACAAAAUAAGUCAUGGAGUCACCUGUCUUGAACAUCUGAACAGUUUUUUUUUUUCUUUUUUUCCUAGACUUUGACUUCCUGUCUUCUCUCAUGUGUGUGGUCCUGAUAUAAGUAGCUGGCUUGUUAAAAACAGGCCGUCUGUCAAACCAUAGAUAAUGUUUGAGUUGUUUUUGGAGAAGAGAAGCGUGAAAUCAGCCUUCAAUGAAAUAUUGUUUGAUAUUUAUGUUGUUACAGACUUUCUGAAUGUGGACUCUCAGAGACUCACUGCGAAGUUGUGGCCUCAGCUCUGAGGUCCAACCCCUCCCAUCUGAGACAUCUGAACCUGAGCAGAAACAAACUGCAGGAUUCAGGAGUGAAGCUUCUCUCUGCUGGACUGGAGAGUCCAAACUGCAGACUGGAGACUCUGAGGUCAGACACCAUUUCCUUCUGAUCUAACAAUACGAUGUGACAGUUGCUGCUUUAGAUUUUUCUCUGUGGCUUUCCAUCAACUUUAGUCGAGCAGUUUGAAUUUGUAGUUGUAAAACUUCGACACAGGAAGAAAAAUCCGUCAUUUCAGAGUUGACUUUGAGUAGAACGAUGGAUGUAGAGAGGAAGCUGGAAAAAAAUCAGUCAGACAAAUAUUACACAUAAUUGUAGAGGGCAGGAGCAGCACAGACUGAAGGCUGAUAUUGAACUGAUCCAUAAUUAAUGUAAUCACUAAUGGCUGAAUGAAGUGGCAGAGAAAUGAUGAGCUGCAGAUUAAAACCUGAAGAUCAAAGUUAAUCCAACUCUGGAUAUUUCAUUUUGAAGAUCAGUGAACAGUGAGGGAUAAAGGCAGACAAAGAUCAUCCUGUUUCCCCUAUAUCACAGUUCAAGUUCAUUUUUAAGACUUUUUGCCUUUUAUUGAUCCGAGCGCUGCAGAGGAACAGGAAACAUGGAGUAGAAAGUGAGGGAGGACUUACAUCAAAGAAUCAUGGGAGUUGAACCAGCAACUGCUGCAACAAGGACUACACCCUCUGAACACCUGAACCUCUAAUCCAAACCAGUGCUCCAUCACAUUUGAUGUCUUGUCUGUUAUUUUACAGGAGGGUCAGAGCAGACCAGAUAAUAAGCUCUGACAGGCUGGAUCUGGUCCAAAGGUCUCCUGUUGGAGUUCUCUACGCUCAAUAUUUUGAACCUGAACACGUGAAGUUUGAUUAUUAAUUAUUUUUAUCUACAUUCUAUAUCCUUUUUUUUCCAGAUUGAGUAACUGCAGUUUGUCAGAGAUCAGCUGUUCUUCUCUGGCCUCAGCUCUCAUGUCCAACCCCUCCCAUCUGAGACAUCUGGACCUGAGUUACAACAAGCUGCAGGAUUCAGGAGUGAAGCUGCUGUGUGACUUUCUGCAGAGUCCAAACUGUGAACUGGAGACUCUAGAGUGAGACUUUUUUUUUCUCCAUUCAAACAUGACUGUGAUUUGUUUGUGAUGAUGACACUAAACUGCUGACUCAGGACUGAAAUACUGACCAAGACUGAAGACCUUCAGUCCAGAGUUGAUUUUUCUGCAUCAGUGGAUUAUUUGAUUGACUCGAGUUAGAUCACUGCUAAGCUCCAGUGUAUUAAAACCUGAACACAAGAAGAAAAUUCUUUGUAGAGUUCACAGUGAGAAGCACAUUCAGACAGAAAACAGAAGCAGGGGGAGAUUUGUCAGACGAGAACAAUUCCAACUUUUGUUCAGGACAAGAUCAGCCAAUAGAAAAAACUCAGACUUUAGUUUCUGACACUGAUAAAAGUCAAGUUACUUUGAAUUUGGUUUGUUUUUUAAUCUUUGUGUGAAAAUCUGAAUUUUACAGUAUAUCUGCACUUUUCUGAAGCCUUGCUGUGUUUAGACUGAAAUAUCCACCUCUCAUAAACAUUUUAUUUUCGGUUCAGCGAAGUGAAAAUAUUCUGAACAUCCUUUAUUUCCCAUCCGUCCUGGAGUAGCUGACAUUUUCUGGAAAAUAUUGAGCUGCAUCAACACUCAGUAAAAAAAAAGUAUCUGAGUUUGUUUUCACUAUUUAAUGUGUAACAUUAAAUUCACAGUUUCAAACCUACUUUCUGUUUGGUUCAGCUCUUUGGAGCAUCACUUUUCUUUGAUUCUAUCCAAAGAAUCAAACCUUUUCAAACCUUUCCCCUGCUCUCUACAGAUUUAAGACAUUGGAUUUCAAACUGGAUCAGUAUUUGUCUGAAAUCUCAUUAUUUCCUCCUUAUUCAGGUUGUGGAGCUGCAGUUUGACAGAGACCAGCUGUUCUUCUCUGGCCUCAGCACUCAAGUCCAACCCCCCUCUGAAAACUCUAAGCCUGAGAAAAAACAAUCUGCAGGAUUCAGACGUGAAGCUGCUGCGUGAUCUUCAGAGGAAUCCAGACUUCAGACUGGAGGAUCUGGGGUUAGUAUGGAGUUGGAGUUAGUCUGUGCUGAUAAAGCACUGUGCUGACUCUUCAACCCUCUCAGAGGAUUAUUUCUUUAGUGAAGCUGUGAGAACAGAAAUCAUCAAACGAGGAGUGUAAGAGUAUCAGUUAUAAAAAAGGGUCUUCUGGUCUCUGUAUUUCAGAUAAAUGUAGAAAUGAGACAUAAUGAAUUAGAAAUGUUCAGUUUCUACUCUGUAGUCCAGUUUAUAGUUCUCUGUAUUCAACACAGACUUUAUUUAUCUGCUAACUUGUUGAUUUUGACCUCUAAAUCUAAAGACAGACAGCUUUUCUUUAUACUUAUUUUCACAGCAAGUUUGUUCCAUCAGCUUUAACACAUUUGACAGGAAUGAUUUUGUUAUUUUGAUGAGCUGGUUUAUUUUUUGAGGAAACCUGCUGCUUUACACCAUCACUUCUGGUCUGAGCAGGACUGAAACCUGAUGUUCUUUAAACUGGAUGUUCUGCAGUCCAGCCAAUGAAGUGAGUCUCAGAGUGGAAACACUGAUUGUCUUUUUUUCUCUCCUCAGAUGGAGGGAUCUGUCAGAGUGAUUAAAAAGAGGAUCAUCAGUUUCCUGAUGAUCAGAGAGGUGGAGGCAGCAGCAGUGAGGGUGAGUCUCUGACUGGGCCAUGUUACUGAGAGACUGACAGACCAAUCACAGUGGGCAGAGAAGACCCUUGGAGCUGCAGUUUGACCUGCUCUUAGAUCAGCUCAGGAUCUGGAUUGUGGAUAUUUGAUUUUUUGCCUCAUAUUCUGGGAUCAAAUGGUCUAAACAGGUUUGUUUUGUUUAUGAAAACAUGAUGGUAAAUUUACACUUUGAUUGGAUUACUUUUUUUGGCCAUGAUGCAGCGCCACCCAGUGGAAAUUUCUUUCCUCUGCACUGUUACAGACCAAAUAUAAACUAAAAGGAGACUUAGGUACUUAGGAGAGAUGGAGGUGAAGGGAGGACAGGGUUUGGGGUUUUCAGGAAACUCAGAAGCUUUUUUCUUUCACUUGUUUAUU
This is a messenger RNA of Xyrichtys novacula (pearly razorfish), 7926 nucleotides long. The record is from the annotation of a GenBank genome assembly. NCBI's taxonomy places the organism in Eukaryota, Metazoa, Chordata, Actinopteri, Labriformes, Labridae.